Lodderomyces theae is the source of this 3672-nucleotide messenger RNA. RefSeq lists its product as uncharacterized. Bases 1 to 3672 code for a protein of 1223 amino acids. The transcript has a single exon. The record is from RefSeq and is a predicted model, not a curated record. Lineage: Eukaryota; Fungi; Ascomycota; Pichiomycetes; Serinales; Debaryomycetaceae.
AUGGUCUUGUACAAGCGAAAGCAAGUUCCAUUUGUUCCUCCUCCUCCGACCCCUUGUGACCCAUCGACUCAAGUGUGGGUCAUACCAAACACUAAAGAGUGGUUUCUCUCUUAUGAGGAGUUUCUAGAUCGGAUGGAUUUCUACAAUAGGAGGAAAUUUGUAUGUGAAAUCACAGGUAACUCAUGCCUCACUUAUUUUGAAGCAUUACAAAGUGAAGCCAAUGAACGCAAAGAGGUUGAUCGCAAUUUCCCCGAAAAUUUACGCGAACAUAUACUACGAUACUUGCAAUUUGAUCGCACAUCGAGAUUGGACCAGUUGAUUGACAAAGUGUACCUGGCUUUCAAAAGCGACUACUUUCCUGGUGAAGUUGUUUAUCUCAAAGGAUUGGAUCCAAGUAAUCAAACUCUCAAAUCCCGCGGAGUUAUUCGGGAAAAAGUUCAGUAUGCCAAGGAGCCUACAAAGUACCUCGUUGUACGAUCUCAUGAUAAUCACCAGGCUAUUGUAACUGGUGAAAACAUUGUUCGAGACAGGAACCACUUCACUAAAUGGUUGAUCAAGACAUUUAUCAAGUUAACAAUGUCACGUUCACACAAACUUGGAGCUCCAUGGGUGGUUAAGGCAGCUUAUGCCAAACAGUAUGGUAUUCCAACUACGUAUCCAGAACAUUUGCGUUGUUUCAUUGACUCAACUCCAACUGGUGAACCCACUUAUAUCCAACCAAAAAAGAAAAGGAUCGAUUCAGAAUUUAAGCAAGAAUUGAGAAUUAGACCUAAAACCGCUACACCUGUUGUAGCAAAUGACAUGGAAUCUACGCGAUCAGUUUCACCAAGUGGUGGUAUUCUUUUGGACAAAAAGAAGCAGAAGUUGAAGGAAGAGGUGAAACGAGGCUCACCAUCAGUGGAGCAGUUACCUUUUAGGAAAAAGUUUCCUAUUCAUCAUGUCCCUCUGGCCGUAUUGAACGAUUUGGAGGAUGCCGAAGCCUCUAGUAAUGAACACAACAAAACCUUGUUUCUGCAGCCGACUAAGAAAACAAUUGUGGAUGAUUUGAGUAUAAAAUUUGAUAUUCAAAAUGAAAAACCAAUGCCAAAAAUAUUGACUAUUGAGAAGCAGGAAGAAGAUGGACAUGAUCACUCUUCAAAGAAUGUGGAUGGCUCAGAUGGCACGAUUGACAAAACCAAGGAGGAAAGGGUGCCAUUGAAAGCGGCGCAACAAGCACUUCAAGUGUGGGCGUUUGUGAAUGUAUACCACAACGUGUUGAAUAUCGACACAUUCACCUUUGACGACUUUAUCACUUCGUUGAAUUACAAUUUAAAUACUCCAAAGCUGAGAUCAACCAUGGUGGAUGAGAUUUAUUGCUCAUUGCUAUGCAAGAUAGUGUCCAAUGAGAUGCCAAGUGCGAAAAAUGCAAAAGAAGCUGAAUCAAAGGAUGUGAUUUACGGUUUAAAUAUCACUGUACCGGAAGAACUUGAGGAAGAUGUUACUGAAGCUGAGCAGGAGGAGGAAGGAAACGGUAAAACAGAUGCAACAGUCGAAAAGGAGUCAAAUGGACUGGAUUCUCAUCGAAACGAAACAAAUGAAGACAGAGGCUCUGAUAGUGAGUCCGAGCACAAGCCUUUAAAAGUUGAGGAUGAUGGUAGUGAAGUAGAAGAGGAUGAAAAUGGAACAGUAAAGCAAGAAAAUGGAGCUGACGAGGAAGCCCAAUCUGAAGAAGAAGAAGAAGAAGAAAAAGAAGAAGAAGAAAAAGAAGAGGUGGAUCAUAAUGCUUACGACUAUCUCAACUACAGAGGUACUGCAUGGCACAACAGGUUGAGGAAGCGAAAUUUCAAGGAUGGGAAUUGGCAAAUUAUCCUCAUUGGAGUAUUAUCGUUGGUUGAGCAUGUACCAAAGUAUAACAAAGUGGUUCAGGACAUAUUCAAAGCGUUGGCACCAAUUGGCGAACCGGUUUCGGCGUCUGCCUUGAGAGCAAACUUUUACGAGCAUCUUGAUAUCAACUUGAAACUCCAUUCUUUGUGCAUCUUAACUGACUUGCUUAUUACGAGCCCCUUGGUGAGAAACUAUAUUGAGGAAAGUUUGGAAGAACAAACAAGUUUAAGAAGAACAAGGUUGGAGAAUAUCAAAGAAUACAGGGCCAAUCUCGAUACGGCACACAAAGCGCAGAAGCAAAUAGUCGAGGCUGUGCCACCAGUGGUUGAUGAUACGCCUGAUUCACAAACCGACCAAAACGCAACAACGGGAAAGCAGUUUGAGCAUGGUUUACACCUGCAGAAAAGCAUUGAAAUGUCUCAAAGUGAACGUGAAUAUGCCUCCACUCAUCCCGAAUUUGCCGAGCAAUGUGAAUUGCGCAGGAAUGCGUUGCUUAAACUCGAUGAAAUCAAAAGAAAUAAGAAAUUGAUUGAACAAAAAUUGAAUGAAUUUGACUGCCAGCGGAUAAAACUCUUGGGGAAGGAUCGUUUGUUUAACCGGUAUUGGUGGUUUGAAAACAAUGGAAUGCCUACUUUACACAAAGGAUCGGCGAAUGAGGAUGAAGACGAUGAUGAGGAUGACGAGGAGAAGAGGGAAAAGGAGAAGGAGAAGGAGAAGGAGGAUGAGGACGAGCAAGACGAGGAAGUUGAUGAUGUUCACGAUGAAACGUAUCUCAUGGGUCGAUUGUGGGUCCAGGGACCUUGCGAUACCGAUAUCAUCUUCAACUUCAAAAGGGAAGUUGAGGAAAUUAGACUGUUUGUAGAAUCAAUGACUGCCGAUAGUGAUGAGGUACUGGCAGAUACUAGUGAAGUGAAGGACGACCCAAUCAAGGAGGAAUCAGUGGAAGAUCAACCAAAUGACACAAUAAAAGCGGAUCCAGAUGCAACUGAAGAAGUGACACGGAAAAAGACUCAAAUUAAACGAAUGGAUUUCACGCAUUUGUCUUCAACGUUUAAACAAUCAGUCGAACUGCUCUGUCAGUUGAGAUUUACCGAUAGAGAGAUUUGCUCCACCAAUGGCAAACUUCUUGUCGAUCAAGAAGGUGCUUUGCAAGUGCCACUCAAUGAAAUAAGCCACAUUCAACGAAAAUUCAUUGAAGAGUACUACGCCCCUAUUUUGAACAGUUCCUCAUGGCGGUACUAUGAUGAGCCAGAAGAUAUCAACAAGUUGAUGUCGUGGUUGAACCCCUGGGGCAAGCGAGAAUCAGCAUUGCGUAAGGAAUUAUUCUUGGUUAAAGAUGCAAUAACAUCAAGUAUGGAAGCUAGGCAGAAGGCACUUUGUCUCAAUGGGAAUCCAAGUCCCCAGGAACAACAGCUACAAGAUGAACUCAAACAAUUACAAACCAGAUUGAAUGAAAUUGAGCAGGGUAAUCAAAAGGAGAAUACCGACCCCGAUGUGAAUGACCCUAUCGAUGGGGAUGCUGCUGAUGACCUUGUCCAAAUUGGCUCUAAACGAAGAUCAAGAGCGAGAAGAGCUAGUCCGCCAGUGCGUAAAAAGCCAAGACUUGACACUGUGCAAGAUGUAAUCAAGUAUGGUGAAGUUUCCGACAUCAAGAAUAAAAUCGAGGAACUAGAGCGAGAAGUAGCUGAGAGUAAACGAGAUGUCGAGAUUAACCGGGUUUGCGAAUGGGUGAAUUCGAAAGCAUUGGAUUUGUUUGGCAAAUCGAUUUUUGAAGGAGGUGAUAGAGUAAAGAAAUCAAAACGUAAAUAG